AUGAAUGGUUUAGACGAUGAGAAUCAGAUCGAUGAGCGGGACCACUAUACAGAUGAUGGGGAUUAUGAAAUUGAUAUUGAUUCUAUGAACAUGUUUAAGUCAUUGUACUACGAGAUGAUGGCCUAUUUCUCUGAUUUGCAAAUGCAUUUGGGCGAACAUUUGAUGGCUAUUGAUUGGGAUAUGAAAUGCAAAUCGAUUGCCGAACCUGUGGGAAAUUGUUUAACUGCAUUAUUUUAUAUUAUCAGAUUAUUACAAGACACGCUGCUAUCUAAUUAUAAGGAUGUCUACGUAUCUACAGAAGCAUUUGAUCUAAGCAAGUCAACUACAUUGCAGGAAUUCCCAUUUUUAAUACGAUUUGUGGAAGUCUCUAAAACUAAAAAUUUACAAAAUGCUAAGUAUAUUAAAAAGAAGACUUUUAUGUUUUACUUCGACAAAUUGCUUUUAUUUUUAAUGAUUUUAAUUCUUUCAACAAAUGCAUAUAUUUCCUGGACUUUCAUUUGGAGAAAUUUCAAAACUUAUUCAUUAUUAUACGUCGUUGAUCGACCAAACUCCAAAAAUGUUACAAAAUGUUCACGAACUGAUCUGGAUCAGUCAUAUAUGGAAAACGUUUCUUAUGGUUCAUACUGGACAAUGUUGUCCUAUUAUAUUCGUAAUUUUAGAAAGAAAGAUGACUUAGAAGAUGAAAUUACCACUGUGAAACAAAAAACUCCAAAUGUAAAUGAAAAAGAUUACUAUUAUCAGUUAAAAAAAUGGUCACCAUCAAAGUUCUUAACCUCAUUAUUCUGCUCAUUUUCUCCUACAUGUCUAGUAUUUUUGAUAUUGUCAGAUGUUUCAUUUACAACAUCAAUUGCGGUUAUAUUACAUCAAUUUAUAUUUAAGUACGUGGUAUUUGAAGGAUACGAAUCAAGGAUAAAUGACGAAUCAAUUAUCCAUAGUGCAAUGAUAUCAGAAAUAAAUCAAAAAUUUGUAGAACCUAGAUUAUCUAAGAAGGUACAAGAUGCUAAAAUCGAUGCGACGCCUGAAGGUAAGGUUUAUAGAACAGAAUUUUUCCCAUCACUAACCAAUUGCAAAUCCAAUUUGUUUAAUAGACACGACUUAAAGGGCAGAAGUAUCACGGAAUCUUAUAAUGAUAGAAUUAAAGAAUUUGAAAUCGUUACCAAUACAAAUAAUGAAACUCAUAAUGUCAUAAAAGUAGUCAAGAAAUAA
Molecule: messenger RNA, 1206 nt
Organism: Vanderwaltozyma polyspora DSM 70294
Lineage: Eukaryota; Fungi; Ascomycota; Saccharomycetes; Saccharomycetales; Saccharomycetaceae
Gene: NUR1
Product: Nur1p
Exons: 1
Coding region: 1-1206 (401 amino acids)
Biological process (GO): regulation of exit from mitosis; maintenance of rDNA
Source: RefSeq, a predicted model, not a curated record